AAUCAUCAAUCAAAGAAUAAUAAAUCAGUAUUUCAGUUUAUUUUAGUUUUAGUUCGUACGAUUACGCGAUGGACGAACCGAUCGUCCAUCAAUUGGUAUCAGAGCCUGGUUCGACGGAACCGAGCUCUUACCAGCUCGCAGGGCAGACAUCGUCGACGUUCAACCACCAACGUUUGGAAAAGGUCAUGCUCGCAACCACGAUCCGCAGCGACAAGGUGGACAGAUCGCCUACCGAGGCGCCACCAACGAAGAAGCUAACCGUAGCUUCGCCAUUUUAGAUCCACGAACCGCCGGAUAAAUCUCCUAUGCCGAUCAAUGCCAAGGUCUCUUUUUCUACUGUUACCGGAGAGUGAAAUUCAGCAACCCUUCGACUCGACACAACAGUCCAUCGAGGACCAGUGGUUGCCCUAGUCGAUGGUUUUUUGACGCACAACUUCAUAAACCCCGACGUCGCCAAGGGUUUAGCCUUGCCGGCUACACCAAUUCCUCCGUUCAAGGUCAAGACUGCAAACGGGGAAUUCUAGGAUUGUGAGCGCUGUUACAAGGUCGUUCCGAUUCACGUACAAGGUGUAUGGCUUGAAGUAAACUCGUACAAACUUCCGAUUCAUGGGGUUGAUCUCGUCCUCGACCAUGAGUGGCUCAAACAAGUGGCAACGGUAACAACGGAUUGGGAAAAUUCAGCUAUGAGUUUCUGGUGUAAUGACGUAAGGGUCACCGUGCGAGGUUUUUGCAAGGCCACCAAGAGGAUUGCGGAGUUCAAGAAGCUUCAACAAGAGCGUGAUCGACGACGUCGUGAAGCAGGUCCAACGACUCAAGCACUGUCGAGCGGUGCUGUGACUGGAAGCUCCGUACCACCGCGAUCGACCACGGUCACGCCUGAAGGACGAGAGGCCGUUGCGGUUACCGUUGCUGUACCCGUAUUACUUAAGCCAGCGUGUAGCCACGCCGCUACCAAGAAGCUUCAAGACUCCAAGCCAUCACCGCCGUUGUUGAAGUCGCUAGACGCCUCGCCUGCCGAUGUCGUUGAUGUUGCUGCGGCACCGCAUGGACUUGGGGAAUUCAAAGAAGAAGCUAUCAAUACCCCUGCGGCACGUAAUAAAGAUUCAGCUCCUUCUAACUUUCCUUUCGCUAUAGAUAUAUCUUUGCAUCCAUAUGUUUUGAUUGAGCUGGUGGUACGUGAGGGUGAAGGAAUACAUGAGGAGUGGCUUUUGGAGGAUGGGUAUAUUUCUUGGUCAGAAAGCAUCAUGUGUUUCGAUCCGGGUGGGAAUGAUUUGGGUCGGAUUGAAGCUGUUAACAUUGACAGAUUGGAUUGGGUGUUGAAGCUGAACUGGAAAUAUCGAAAGCGUAGGCUCUGGUGUCUAACUCUCACUGUCGUUCAUCACAAGAUGCGCUGAAACUUCUUCCUCAUUGAACCGGGUGGAGACAUCGCUCGAACUUCGGGGACGAAGUUCUUCGAAGGGGGGAGGAUUGAUGCAUUAUCAAUUUCGGCCGCCCAUUAUCAUUAUCAUUAUUAUGAGUUUGUUAGUCGGUUUUGGUUAUUGUUUAGGAAUGGUAUUAAGUUACCGUAUCCUUGUAGGAUUGGUAAGUGAUUAGGUUUUCCGGUUCUACUAUAAAUAUGUACUUGGUUUCUACGUUUUAAUCAUCAAUCAAAGAAGAAUAAAUCAGUAUUUCAGUUUAUUUUAGUUUUAGUUCGUACGAUUACGCGAUGGACGAACCGAUCGUCCAUCAGAUUGCUGUUGUUGCUGCAAGAUCAAAACAACAGCAAUCAGUUAAUUAAUUCAACAUAAGAGAUUGAAUUACAAAUCGUCAUCAACUUAGAACAAGUUACCUUAGAUAUCAACUUCAAGCAUAAACUAUUGGCCUUGGAUACGAUGCUGGUUCCUGAGAAGGGAAUAUUCAAAUUAGGACUGAGGCCUGUAAGUUGUAACUCCAGGAUGAAGAUAUUGGAAGGGAAAUCCCAAAUCAAAUUAAGAAACAGCCAAAAAGAAAUCGCACCAGAUAAGAAUGAAAGGGGAUCGAUGCCAGAGAUAAUGUGAAGUAGUUCGACGGAAAUCUGCAGCGUUCAAGAUGUUUUCACGAGGAUAAAGAGGAGAAGGAUCGAUAUGAACUACGUUCCCCGCAUUGUUUGCAAUGGACGAGUGCCUAUAGCGACUAUGAAUACAAUGAUUCGACGGUUUGACGAUUUGAUCUCGACGGGAAUGGCCGCAACAAGACGCUGGAGAAAGAAUAACAAACAUGUGCAGAAAGGGGUCAGAGAUUUACAAUCUAGGGUUACAUAGGAGCCCCUUCAGUAAAGGAAUAUUAGAUUCACGGUGCAGUUACUGUGAGCCGAGUUUUUUUGGCUCAAUAAAUAAUAUUUUAAUUUAAAGUAAAAUCUUUUUUUCUCAUAUUAUUUUAACGAAAGAUUAAGUGAUUAACAGAGGCGGAUUAGUUUGCUGGGGAAAAGAUAUAUGUUUAGAGGCACAUUACUUAUCUGAAUUUUUCUUCAUUUAACUGUAAAUUAGAAGGCCAUAGCAACUUUUUUAUUUGUCUCGAAAAAGUUGGUUUUUCCCAUAGAUAGUUUUUUCCUCUAAAAGGAAACGAGCCAAGACUUUAACGGCCAUUACUAGAGAAUUUGUCGGUAAAGCAGCAAUUUACUUUCAUUGAUAUUAAAAUAAAAUAGGGUUAUAGGUAUAAUAUGCCCCUCUACUAUGACGUUUUAUCAAACAUGCCCCUCUACUAUUUUUUACUUCAAACAUGCCCUUGUACUUUGAAAAAAUUAUUAAACAUGCCCUUAUGUUAAAAUUUCCAUUGAUAAAAUCGCCAAUCAUGGUUGAACCGAGAUUUAGACGACCCGACAUCGGCAAAUGGGAGCGAAAAUGUCAAUUUUGUCUCCCGUUUUAUUUCUCUGGGUCUCUUCAAAGUGAAAUUAUUUGAAUUAUUUGGCUAUACAAAAGAACAAGAAAAAAUUCUAAAGUGAAAUUAUUAGGGAUAUUUUAGACAUUUGUGCCGCCCAAACCAAAGUUCGACCUUAGUUAACGGUUUUGGGAUGAAAAGUUAAACAAAAGAGCAUGUUUGAUCAUUUUUACAAUGUACAGGGGCAUGUUUGAUGUAAAAAAUAGUAUAAGGGCAUGUUUGAUAAAACGUCAUAAUAGAGGGGCAUAUUAUAC
Messenger RNA from Linum trigynum, 3149 nucleotides. NCBI's taxonomy places the organism in Eukaryota, Viridiplantae, Streptophyta, Magnoliopsida, Malpighiales, Linaceae. The record is from the annotation of a GenBank genome assembly.